Molecule: messenger RNA, 1227 nt
Organism: Eutrema salsugineum
Lineage: Eukaryota; Viridiplantae; Streptophyta; Magnoliopsida; Brassicales; Brassicaceae
Product: 2-methyl-6-phytyl-1,4-hydroquinone methyltransferase, chloroplastic
Exons: 2
Coding region: 100-1107 (335 amino acids)
Biological process (GO): methylation
Molecular function (GO): 2-methyl-6-phytyl-1,4-benzoquinone methyltransferase activity
Source: RefSeq, a predicted model, not a curated record
AGUACACCCAUACAUUUGUUGGAAGCUGCAUCUUGGUUGGUUGGCCGAAAAUUGCUGCUGAUAAAACAAAAAUCUUAGCUUCAAAAAUUCGUUAUCCAUAUGGCCUCUUCGAUGCUCAACGGUGCCAUCACCUUCCCCAAGGGAUUAGGUUUUCCCGGUUCCAAUUUACACGCCAGAUCAUUUCCUCCGCCGAGUUUGGUCUCCGUGACCCGAACCUCCACGCCGAGGCUCUCGGUGGCAACCAGAUGCAGCGUGUCGGCGUCACGGCCAUCGGCGCAACCUAGGUUCAUCCAGCACAAGAAGGAGGCUUACUGGUUCUACAGGUUCUUAUCCAUCGUCUACGACCAUAUCAUAAAUCCAGGCCACUGGACGGAGGAUAUGAGGGACGACGCUCUUGAGCCGGCGGAUCUCAGCCAUCCCGACAUGCGGGUGGUCGAUGUCGGCGGCGGCACUGGUUUCACCACUCUCGGCAUCGUCAAGACAGUCAACGCCAAGAAUGUCACCAUUCUGGACCAGUCGCCACAUCAGCUGGCCAAGGCGAAGCAGAAGGAGCCGUUGAAGGAAUGCAAGAUCGUUGAAGGAGAUGCUGAGGAUCUCCCUUUUCCGACCGAUUUUGCCGACAGAUACGUCUCUGCUGGGAGCAUUGAGUACUGGCCUGACCCGCAGAGGGGAAUUAGGGAAGCGUACAGAGUUCUCAAGAUCGGUGGAAAAGCAUGCCUCAUUGGCCCCGUCUACCCUUCCUUCUGGCUCUCUCGCUUCUUUGCAGAUGUGUGGAUGCUUUUCCCCAAGGAGGAAGAGUACAUCGAGUGGUUCAAGAAUGCUGGUUUCAAGGACGUUCAGCUUAAGAGGAUUGGCCCCAAGUGGUACCGUGGUGUUCGCAGGCACGGCCUUAUCAUGGGUUGCUCUGUCACCGGUGUCAAGCCUGCCUCCGGUGACUCUCCUCUCCAGCUUGGUCCCAAAGCAGAGGAUGUUGACAAGCCUGUAAACAACCCCUUCGCCUUCUUGGGACGCUUCCUCUUGGGGACCCUAGCGGCUGCUUGGUUUGUGUUAGUCCCUAUCUAUAUGUGGAUCAAGGAUCAGAUUGUUCCCAAAGACCAACCCAUCUGAUCCAUCACCGUCUGCUUCAUUGAACUAGUAUUAUCUAGGACAUCAAGUUUGUAUGAUUGUAAACCCACUCUCCUAUGUUUUAAAAAAAAAGAACAAUCAUUUUUGUCCUACCUAUCAACC